Saimiri boliviensis boliviensis (Bolivian squirrel monkey) is the source of this 1904-nucleotide messenger RNA. Lineage: Eukaryota; Metazoa; Chordata; Mammalia; Primates; Cebidae. The record is from RefSeq and is a predicted model, not a curated record.
UCCUUAUAGCCCUUGGAUGUGGGAGGAUUUCAUUCAGUCUGGUUCCUGGUUGCCGGCUGAAAAAACCUGACUGAGAGCAUCACCCCCUCAACAUGGACUUGCAGAAUUCUACAGAAGAGAGGAGACUGGCCUGGGCAAACAACCCUAGGAGCUGGGGGCCUGAUGGGCUUUCUACCCGGGACGCUGCUCCAUGCCCUAACUGAUGCCCACAACAACCUUCUCCUAAAAUGUCCACCAACGUGGCCUAAGUCAGGUUCCCCCAAACCAGAUACCAACACAAGAAUCCAUGUGCAAGUGACUGAAGGAAGUGCUAGGAAAACCCCAGAUGUAGCCUGGAUGUGAAUUUCAACUCCAAAGUGUGCCCAGACUCAAAGCAAGGACGCUAGGCUUUCCAGACCUCCUACUAAGUCAUCGAUCCAGGAUUACCCUGGCAGGACAUAAAUACCUGGCACUUUUAGCUCCUGCAAAGGAGGGCAAAGCAGCUUCAGGAGCCCUUAGGAGUCCUCCAAAGAGAGUCUAGGUACAGGCCCUAAAAUAGAAGAACACAGAAGGCAGGCCAGGGGCACUGUGAGAUGGUAAAAGAGAUCUGAAGGGAUCCAGAAUUUAAGCCAGGAAGAAGUAGCAUUCUGCCUUCUGGAUUAAAACUGAAGAUCAACCUACUUUCAACUUACUAAGAGAGGGGAUCAUGGACAUUGAAGCAUAUCUUGAAAGAAUUGGCUAUAAGAAGUCACUGAACAAAUUGGACUUGGAAACAUUAACUGACAUUCUUCAGCACCAGAUCCGAGCUGUUCCCUUUGAGAACCUUAACAUCCAUUGUGGGGAAGCCAUGGACUUGGGUUUAGAGGCCAUUUUUGAUCAAAUUGUGAGAAGAAAUCGGGGUGGGUGGUGUCUCCAGGUCAAUUAUCUUUUGUACUGGGCUCUGACCACAAUCGGUUUUAGAACCAUGAUGUUGGGAGGGUAUGUUUAUAGCACUCCAGCCAAAAAAUACAGCACUGGCAUGAUUCACCUUCUCCUACAGGUGACCAUUGAUGGCAAGAACUACAUUGUCGAUGCUGGGUUUGGACGCUCAUAUCAGAUAUGGCAGCCUCUUGAGUUGAUUUCUGGGAAGGAUCAACCUCAGGUGCCUUGCAUCUUCCGUUUGACGGAAGAGAAUGGAUUCUGGUAUCUAGACCAAAUCAGAAGAGACCAGUACAUUCCAAAUGAAGAAUUUCUUAAUUCCGAUCUCAUAGAAAGCAGCAAAUACCGAAAAAUCUACUCCUUUACUCUUGAGCCUCGAACAAUUGAAGAUUUUGAGUCUAUGAAUACAUACUUGCAGACAUCUCCAGCCUCUGUAUUUACUAGCAAAUCAUUUUGUUCCUUGCAGACCCCAGAUGGGGUUCACUGUUUAGUGGGCUUCACCCUCACCUAUAGGAGAUUCAAUUAUAAGGACAAUACAGAUCUGAUAGAGUUCAAGACUCUGAAUGAGGAAGAGAUAGAAAAAGCACUGAAAAAUAUAUUUAAUAUUUCCUUGGAGGGAAAGCUUGUGCCCAAACAUGGUGAUAGAUUUUUUACUAUUUAGAAUAAGGAGUAAAACAAACUUGUGUAUUUAUUACCUAGCUCACCAGUUAUCAACCGAUGACCCAUCAGUUGGUAACUGAUAAGGGUGCCUUCUGUAUCCUUACAUUAUUUUAAAGAAACUCCUAGACAUCAAAUCAUUUCACCAUAAAAAUUUCAGCAUAUGUAAUUAAACAGCUUUUUAAAGAAACAUAACCACAAACCUUUUGAAAUAAUAAUAAUAAAGGUAUUUUAAAGAUGGCCUUUGGUUAUCCUGGCAAUCAGUGAUUUAUGCUAGAAAGCUUUUAAUGUUGGUUUAUUGUUGAACUCCUAGAAAAGUUUUAUUGGUAGAUGAGUAAAUAGAAUAUUGU